This is a messenger RNA of Acipenser ruthenus (sterlet), 1188 nucleotides long. RefSeq names its product ribosomal biogenesis factor. Lineage: Eukaryota; Metazoa; Chordata; Actinopteri; Acipenseriformes; Acipenseridae. Gene Ontology annotation, cellular component: nucleolus. The transcript has 4 exons. The coding region runs from base 359 to 742 and encodes 127 amino acids. Gene Ontology annotation, biological process: ribosome biogenesis. The record is from RefSeq and is a predicted model, not a curated record.
GUUGCAUACAUCAGUCUAAUAUACUGUAACAUUCGUCAGGUUGAGUGGAUACUCGGGAGACAAAGUGGGAUUACGAAUACUACCGGUUUAUUCUGGUUGAAACCGAUAAAAACAACAAAUCCCUGUUCGGGCCAGGAUUCACGGCAAAAUAAAAAUAAAAGGAAUUUAAUCUAGCUAUGUCACUCUCUUAAAUCCUUUCUUUACCCUAUCACCCAACUGUCACGCUCUCCAGACUCGCCUCAGGAUCCUCCCAACUCGCUUCACAGCUCAGGCUCCUUUCUUUCUGCCUAUCACUCUGUCUCUCAGUCUCAUCAUCCCCUCAGGUUCAAGUCUUUGCACGGUCUCUCCUUGCAGGGGCAUGCCCCACCUAUAUAGCCAGGGUUGUGGUCCCACCUACCACCCGGAUCGACCCUCCAGCUCCCGCCAAUUCUGGAGAGAGGGAAACAUGGCUAAAAACAGAUCAAAAGGGCAGAAGCAGAAAAAUGUCUUUCAAGUAGCCAAUAAAAACGCUAAACCAAAAAAUAAAACAAAGCCUGUUGCAACAAGCCUUAAAAAGAUAAAAGUUGGCAAUAGUGACAAGGUCGACAACAUGAAUACAGUAUUUACAGAAGUACAAAGGGAAGUCAAGAGCAUAUCGAAAUGCACAGCCCAGGAACCAAGACGGCAGCUUCAGGUCACAAAACCAGCACCUGUCGAAAUCCUCAACAUGGAUGCAACUGCCCAGCUGUUUUCUCAGUUAUAGCAAUAAUAAUUUAGACAAGUGUUGAUUCUCAGAGACAUAGGAUUUAUUUAAUGCACCUUUGUGUCAAACUUUGGUCCAGUUAAAAAAAAUAAAACAAAUGUGCAAAAAAAAAGUCAAGGUUGUUUUCAAUAUGUACAAUAAACAAACAAACAAACAAAAAAGCAACCUGCAACUACAAAUAAAGUCUGUGUAAGCCUUUCCGCCAACUAGGAAAGUUAAAAAAAAAAAAAAAAAAAUGCUGUGACAAGUCACUUCACUAAAAUUUUAUUAUAUACACACACACACACACAAAACCCCCCCAAAAAACACACACACAGUCUGUAGGGAAUGGCAGUAACAAAAACUACAUUCAACAAGAACCUGAAACACUAAAAAUGUUGUUCCUUGGCAGUAACAUUUUUUUGUUCCAAUAAGAACAUGCAUGUAACUUCAUAUACAAAAGAAUU